AUGCUCUCUGCUGCGACGGCUACCGCACAGCCGAACCAUACAAGUUUGGUUCAGCCCCUAUACACUCCUCUUACCCUAGGCUCCAUCAAGCCGCAGGGAUGGCUCAAGGACCAGCUCGAGCUUGGAGCCAACGGGCUUGGGGGCAACAUGUUCGAGUUUUACCGCUUUGUUCAUAACUCCCGAUGGAUUGGGGGAGAGGACGAGUAUUCCGGACUCGCUGAGGCCUCUCCGUAUUGGUUCAACGGAGUCGUGCCGCUGGCUUUUGGGCUGGAUGACGAUAGAUUGAAGGAUCAGGUUAGGUAUUACCUGGAUUACGUGCUUGACCAUCAGCAGGAGGAUGGCUGGCUCGGAUUCGAGACCACGCCCCAGGAGCGAGGCCUCUGGGGAAGAUGUCUACUCCUGCUCGGUUUGAUUCAAUAUGCGGAAGCCGAUCCGACCCAGACCGACAGGAUCGUCGACGCGAUGCAUCGGUACGUUCGGAUCGCGCAUAGUAUGCUCCAGAACAACUUCACCGGAUUGAUCCAGCACCCUGGCGACACCUUUGAUGCAUCGGGGUUUGGCGCUGGGCGCACCCAUGAGCUUCACAUCCCCUUGCAAUGGCUGUAUGAGAAGUAUCCGCGGAACAAUUCUCGACUGCUCUGGGAGACGAUGGACCUCAUGAUUGCUGGCGGCAUCAAGGCUGAGGCGGACUGGAGAACUUUCUGGGUGCCGGAUGCCUAUCCGAAAGCGCUGAAGGGUGAUGACUGGGACAUGAGCUGGGUUUUCAUUCACGGCGUGAACAUGGCCCAAGGCAUGCAUCUUUGUCUGCGGUACCCCCUGGCUGUGUACCGCAACACGCACGAGGAGAAGUUGAAGACUCAGACGCGGACGGCGUUGGAUCUCCUGUCUCAAUAUCACACAUCGCUGGCCGGAGCCAUCAUCGCCGAUGAGUACAUCACCGACCUGAGUCCCACCAAAGGCUCGGAGCUCUGCAUUGCCGCCGAGAUGAUGUUCUCGCUGAACUGGAUCUACCAGUACCUCGGGGACAACGACAUCGCCGACUGGGCCGAACUGGUGGCAUUCAAUGCGCUCCCGGCUGCCAUUUCCCCGGACUGGUGGGCCCAUCAGUAUGUGCAGCAGGAGAACCAGCCCUAUGCCCAUCCUGUGGACCCUGAAGUGUGGACUAUCAACGGUCCCCGCGCCAACAUCUUCGGCCUCGAGCCGGAAUAUCCCUGCUGCCUGGUCAACCAUCCCCAAGCAUACCCCAAAUUCCUCGCCAACCAGUUCGUCCGCAUCGCCGAAGGUCUCGCGCACAUCUACCUCACCCCGGGCACAGUCUCCACGACCCUCGACAAGAACAACCAGGUCUCCAUCUCCGUCGACACGCAGUAUCCCUUCGCCUUCAACUGGACCUACACCAUCACCAACUCGCAUGCCUUCCCCUUCUCCAUCCGCAUUCCCUCCUGGGCAGGCCCCGAAAGCCGCAUCCAAAUCAACCGGCAAUCUCCCAAGCCCCUCUCCCCCUCCCGCCAGGGACUACACACGAUCUCCAUCCCCGCCAGUUCAUCCCCCACAACCAUCACCCUCACCCUCGCCACCACGCCCCGCGUCAUCACCCUCCCCAACAACACCGCCGCCAUCUACUACGGCCCUCUCCUCUUCGCCCUCGCCGUCUCCAACUCCCCCACCAAAUCCCCACCCAUCGACUACACCAACAUCAACACCACAUUACCCACAAACACCACCUCCCCGGGCCACACCUUCGACAUAACCCUCCACCCGACCUCACCGUGGAACGUCGCCAUCGACCCCUCGCAGAUCGAAAUCGUCUCGAAGAAGGUCGAUCGUCUGCAGAACCCGAUCUGGGACCUUGGGGCGCCGCCGAUCGAGCUGCGCGUGGCGGCCGUGCAGAUCGAUUGGCCGGUCAAGUAUGGGACUGCGGAUGAACCGCCCGUGGAUGUGAAUGUGACCGGGAAGCCGUUUAGUGCAAGGUUUGUGCCGUAUGCGAGUGCGAAGUUGCAUAUGGCGAGGUUGCCGGUUGUGAAGUUGGAGAGGGUCGAUUUGAGGGGUUGA
Messenger RNA from Aspergillus melleus, 2052 nucleotides. RefSeq lists its product as uncharacterized. The transcript has 5 exons. The record is from RefSeq and is a predicted model, not a curated record. NCBI's taxonomy places the organism in Eukaryota, Fungi, Ascomycota, Eurotiomycetes, Eurotiales, Aspergillaceae. The coding region runs from base 1 to 2052 and encodes 683 amino acids.